GCUUACAACAUCUUCAAUUUAUCCAACAAUGGAAAUGGGCUUUCGAAAGAGUGAAACUUCACACCAUCCGAGGCACCACAAACUAAAGGCACUGCUACAACUACAACAAUUUAGUUAUGCAGAAGUAAAGAAAAUAACAAAAUCAUUUUCACACACGAUUGGCACUGGAGGGUUUGGAACAAUCUAUGGAGGAAACCUCUGCAAUGGUCGCAAGGUUGCAGUGAAGGUCUUAAAGAAUGUUAAGAGCGACGGUGAAGACUUCAUCAAUGAAGUCGCAAGCAUAAGCCAAACAUCUCAUGUUAACAUAGUUUCAUUGCUUGGUUUCUGCUACGAAGGGUCCAAAAGAGCAAUUGUGUAUGAGUUUCUAGAGAAUGGGUCUCUGGAUCAGUUCAUCUCAAAGAAGUCGUCGUUGAAUCUAGAUAUGGGUACACUAUAUGGUAUCGCAUUAGAUGUUUCUCGGGGACUUGAGUACUUGCACCAUGGCUGCAAAACAAGGAUUGUGCAUUUUGACAUUAAGCCUCAAAAUAUAAUAUUAGAUAACAAUCUAUGUCCAAAAGUAUCAGAUUUUGGCCUUGCUAAGCUAUGUGAGAAAAGAGAAAGCAUCUUGUCGUUGCUAGACACAAGAGGAACUAUAGGAUAUAUUUCUUCAGAGGUGUUCUCAAGAAUUUAUGGCAGAGUUUCCUACAAAUCAGAUGUUUAUAGCUAUGGAAUGUUGGUCCUCGAGAUGAUUGGAGCAAGGAACAAAGAAACAGUAGAAACUGCUGCUUCUGACUCUAGUUCGACUUACUUUCCAGACUGGAUAUAUAAGGAUCUUGUAAAGGAAGAGCAUACAUGGGUAACUGGCGAUGCCACUAAAGAGGAAAAAGAGGUUCCAAAGAAGAUGAUCCUUGUGGGUCUUUGGUGUAUACAGCCAUGUCCAUCGAACCGUCCACCGAUGAAUAGAGUUGUUGAGAUGAUGGAAGGAAGCUUGGAUGCAAUUGAAGUCCCUCCUAAGCACUCCUUACAGUUGUCUGCAGCGCCUCUUGCUGAAUCGACUUGGAUUUCCGAAGAGAAUUCAGACCACUCUGAGGUAUUGCUAUGAUCCUUAAGUUCAAAAUUUUGUCAGCUUGGUUGGUGUACCCAUGUAAAGCUCACUGACAAAAGCAUGAAAACCUGAUUAAU
Messenger RNA from Eruca vesicaria subsp. sativa (arugula), 1161 nucleotides. The record is from the annotation of a GenBank genome assembly. Lineage: Eukaryota; Viridiplantae; Streptophyta; Magnoliopsida; Brassicales; Brassicaceae.